Hirsutella rhossiliensis is the source of this 1062-nucleotide messenger RNA. RefSeq names its product FAD dependent oxidoreductase domain-containing protein. Gene Ontology annotation, cellular component: cytoplasm. Lineage: Eukaryota; Fungi; Ascomycota; Sordariomycetes; Hypocreales; Ophiocordycipitaceae. Gene Ontology annotation, molecular function: oxidoreductase activity. The transcript is spliced from 3 exons. The record is from RefSeq and is a predicted model, not a curated record. Bases 1 to 1062 code for a protein of 353 amino acids.
AUGCUGGAGGCGAGAGAGGCCUGCUGGGGUGCAGCUGGCAGAAAUGGCGGGCACUGCCUACCCCACGUCUUCAACAGAGAGCCGCAUAUUCCUCGCUUCGAGCUGGCCACGUUUGAGUUUCUGCAGGACUUGGUUGCCGCCAACGACAUUCCAUGCGCUUGGCGCACCGUUGGAUGUGUCCGUGGCCUGACAUCGCCUGAGGCCGUCGAAGCGGCGCUCGUGACGGACAAGGCCGGUUUGGAGACUAACCGUGUUCUGGCUCUUGCCGGCGCCGUAUUCCAAUCAGAUGCCGCGAAGUGUUGGGCAUACAAGCUCGUUUGCUGGCUUCUCGAGGACCAUUUGCAGGGGCACCCAGCAGACGAAUUCAACCUCCAAACAAAUACACCAGUAACACAGCUGCGGCGCGCAGAAUCGUCAUGGACACUCGACACGCCGCGCGGCCAGAUCACUGCCAACCAGGUCCUCAUCGCAAAAAACGCCUAUACGUCUCGCCUGCUCGCCCGCUUCACCGAUUGCAUUGUGCCGGUCCGGGGCCAGAUCUGUGCCUUGGAAGCGCCGGAAGACGCCAGGCCACUGGAGCAUACUUAUGUAUGGGUCAGGGGAGACGUCGACGGCUACUUGAUUCAACGCGAUGGCGGCCUACUCAUCUUGGGUGGCGAGCGACUCGGAGGAGAUAAGGGAGUGUCGCGAGAUGACGAGGUCGAUGCCCGAGUCGGACGGAGGCUGCGCCGUGUCUUGGCCUCUGCCGUGAAGCUCAAGCCACAUGGCCGACGGGAAAACGAAGAGCUCGUGGCAGCAUGGGAAUGGACGGGCAUCAUGGGCUAUUCCAGAGAUGGACAUCCGUGGGUGGGGCCGGUGCCGGAACGGCUCGGAGGCGGGCCGGGACUGUGGGUCUGCGCCGGCUACUCGAGAUGUGGCAUGCCGGUGGCCCCGCGCUGUGCCCUGGCUGUUGCGGAGAUGAUGCUCGGACGCGACGGCCACGUCCAUGUCCCGACCGACUUUAUAGUGAGCGAGGAACGUCUAGAUAUAUGUCUGGUGGCACACAUGGCUGGCAAAACUUGA